CGGCAUAUCACAUUAUUACUGUGCAACACGCGAAACACGAGAACCAGAGAUAGAGACACGACUACGACAACACGAUGACGACGAUGCAGCUGUGGCUGGUGGCAGUCCUCGUGGCUGGGGCACUGGCCGGUCCUAUUCUGGUACGCGAUUUAUCAGAUGCUACAAUGUGUGCACGAAGAUGCACCGGUUCGAACAAGUUCAAAUUCACGCCUGGAAUGACCUACGAAUUCGACUACAACGUGAUGUCCGAAACGACCAUGGAAGGGGCCGAUACUGAGCGAGCCUCCAUAGAGAUACGAGCUGUCGCGGACAUCGAGGUCUUGUCACAGUGUGACUUUGCUCUCAGGAUGCGAGAUGUGAGUGUUUUCGAUACAUCAUCACCAGAAAGGCGGAACAUGGACCUGGUGGGAGAAUUCAGAGCAGCACUGGAGAGAAACAUCCUCCGCUUCUCCUUCCAAGAUGGCGUCGUCGAAGACGUCUGUCCAGCAGACAACGAGGUCACGUGGGCCCUGAACUUUAAGAGAGGAGUGUUGUCCUCCAUCCAGAACUCCAUGGACAACCUGGAGAAGGACCAAGUAGUUCACGAGAAGCCUACCGAUAUUGAAAGAGCUGUGAAAACGAAGUAG
Messenger RNA from Gigantopelta aegis, 626 nucleotides. RefSeq names its product apolipoprotein B-100-like. Bases 75 to 626 code for a protein of 183 amino acids. Gene Ontology annotation, biological process: lipid transport. Lineage: Eukaryota; Metazoa; Mollusca; Gastropoda; Neomphalida; Peltospiridae. The transcript has 5 exons. Gene Ontology annotation, molecular function: lipid carrier activity. The record is from RefSeq and is a predicted model, not a curated record.